Molecule: messenger RNA, 14137 nt
Organism: Colossoma macropomum (tambaqui)
Lineage: Eukaryota; Metazoa; Chordata; Actinopteri; Characiformes; Serrasalmidae
Gene: nbeal1
Product: neurobeachin-like 1
Exons: 55
Coding region: 764-8977 (2737 amino acids)
Biological process (GO): intracellular protein localization
Cellular component (GO): cytosol; membrane
Molecular function (GO): protein kinase binding
Source: RefSeq, a predicted model, not a curated record
AUAUUAACGAAUAGUUGUAAUAUUUCCAUGGUGACGCGGAGCCCCGCCUCUCGACGACGACGCAGCUCCACAUAGGCACCGUAAAGGAGUGGGGCAGUGUCGCAAAAGCAGCGAUGAGGGAAAUAAAUAAAUAAGGAAAUAAAUAAAUAAAAUAAUUAAUUAAUAAAGCCAGGAGGGAGAGAAGCGGGUUUAGGCCGCGCUGCCCGUCCGAGCCGCGUUCAGGGCAGCGUCAGUGAGCGGUGAGGAGCGUUGCUGUAGGGUUUAUGUUGGCGGCGCUGCCGGAGCUCCAGGCUCAGCGCUGCGGUUGGUUCGGUCGGUCCGGUCGGUUCUGCUCUCCUCCGGAGGAAAACAGCGCGGAGCCUCGUCCCCCUCCGUCCGCCUGUCUGUCCGCCGCUUUCGGUUCUGUUGUUUUACUGACUCCUGGUCGGUCGGACUGUCGGACUCUGAUGCGGAGCUGACAGCUUCUCCUCCAGUUGUGCAGUCCGAGGGAAGAAGGGGACAGACGGACAGAAAAAGGAAAAUAUUAGCCUUAAACGGACAGGAAGAGGUCAAAUUCUGACCCCAAGCAGGGCAUGUGGUAUUGCACACAGCACACAGCUUCCUGCCACCAGGAACCUUCAUACUGGGAAAUAUCCGGCGGAUCUGGGAUUCUAAUCCCCGGAUGAGGCAUCUACUCACCUGUCUUCAGUCUGAAAUUCUGUACGCGAUGUGGAAGCGGGGGCACUAACCUGGUGUGUCAUUGCUGUCCCUGCGUGCCUGCAGAAUGGCAUCCAGCGAGAGACUGUACGAGGUUUGGAUGUUGUACUGCAAUAAGAGGGAUCCUGAUUAUCUGAGGCUGUGGUUGGAGAUCUUUAUCGGCUCGUAUGAUCGGUGCCUGGAUGUGGAUUUUGAGAAACCGCCAAGCAGGUUGGAGGAGGUUCCACCUGUCCUCUCGCUGCUUCCGGAUAACAUCCUCCAGGUUUUGCGGGUGCAGCUGCUGCAGUGUGUGCAGAAGGCCUCGGCUGGGCUGGAGCAGGAACAGCAGCAUCUCGCUCUGCUGCUGCUCAAAUUCCUUAUCAUCAUCUGCAGGAACCUGUCUAAUGUAGAGGAGAUCGGCACCUGUUCCUACAUCAAUCAAAUUAUCACCAUGACAACGCUCUACAUCCAGCAGCUGAAGAGUAAGACCAAAGAAAAGGAGCUGGCUGAUCAAACUCAAGCCGAGGAGUUUGUUCGUCAUGCUCUGGCCUUCUGUGAGAGUCUUUAUGACCCGUAUCGCAACUGGAGACACAGAAUACACAGGCAGCAGCUAGGCACCGUGGAGAAAAGCAGACAGAAGUUUAAAGCGGCUCCCCUCACUGUGGAAUUUGUCCCAUUUUUCUACCAGUGUUUCCAAGAGAGCGAGCACCUGAAGGACAGUCUGAAGUGUUGUCUUCUGCACCUGUUUGGGGCCAUAGUUGCUGGAGGGCAGAGAAAUGCUCUGUUGGCGAUCUCUCCUGCCACUCUGGAGGUGUUGUUGGCUGUGCUGGGGGACAGUGAGUGUAUGGGUGGCGUUGGUGAUGGAGAAGAUUGGGACAGUGAGGCUCCGGACCGUAAGGCCCUGCUGACCCUCGCCUGCCUGCGCGAGGUGGUGCACAGCCUGUUGGCCAGCAGCUCUGACCAGCGGCAGGUGGAGAUCAGCUCUGUGCUUGAGAGCUACUUCAAACUGCUUAAUUCUGACCCUGCUGCCACUGCGCAGGCCAAAGGUCGCCCGGCCCCUCCUCGCUCACGGCACUGGGAGAGCCGCUUUGUAGCCCUGCAGGUGAAGAUGCUGGAAACUAUCCAGGACAUGUUUGAGUGUUCAGAUCGGCCCGUCCUGCAGGCCAUCUUUCUCAACAGCAACUGUUUUGAGCAUCUGACGCGUCUGCUGCAGAACAGCAAGUUGGUAAAUGCUAGGUGCACUUCAGCAGACAAGGAGCAGAAAGAUUUAACCAACAGGUUACUGACAGGAGAGAGUGAGACCCAGGUGUUCCAGGGGAGGCUGGACUCUCUCGCUGUGGCAACAAUCAAGGCCCUUACGACAGUGAUGCACAAAUCACCAGCCGCCAAGGAGGUGUUUAAAGAGAGGAUAGGAUACACGCACCUGUACGAGGUGCUCGUCUCUCUGGGUCAGCCGUCCAGACACCUUCUGAAGGAGCUCAUGAACAUGGCGGUUGAGGGUGAGCACUCCUCCGUGGGUUUGCUGGGCAUUAGUAAUGUUGACCCUCUCCUGCUGCUGAUCCAGUGGCUGCCAGAGCUGGACUCCUCCGAGCUGCAGAUAUUCACCGCUGAUUGGCUGCGGCGGAUCUGCGGCCUGAACCGGCGCACGCGGGCCACCUGCGUAAACGCCCGCAUGUCCAUGCGUCUGCUGUCCACGCUGGAAAAGCACACGCGGCUCCACCGGGCCUGUGGGGAGAGCCUGGUGGCCCUGCUGGGGUCACUCGGGGGUCAGUCUCUGAGCGGCUCUGAACUUCACCAGCUGCUCAGUUUCCUCCGGCAGGAUGACCCCAGCAGGCCACAUCCGUACGUAGGCCCUGUGCUGCGCUCCCUGCUGGCCAUGCUGAGGAAGCACGGCCUGGACAGCGCCAUGCAGUACUUCGACAUGACUCCACCCAUGGCUGGCAUCGCUGUGCCGACGGUCAGCCGCUGGCCAGGCUUUGCAUUCAGCUUCCUCGCGUGGCUGUCAUUGGAUCAGGAUCAGCUGGGACCACCCAGUAAAGGAGAGAAGAGGAAGCAGUUGUACAGUUUUUUCACCCCAGGAGGAACAGGCUUUGAGGCCUUCAUCAGUUCUGCCGGAGCGCUGGUUGUGGCUGUGUGCAGUAAGAAGGAAUACGUCACCGUCAUGCUGCCCGACUACUGCUUCUGUGACUCACUGUGGCACUUUAUUGGUGUUGUCCAUGUUCCUGGGAAAAGACCAUUUGGGCAGAGUCUGGUCUACAUCUAUGUUGAUGGCCAGCAGAAGCUUUCAGCACCUCUGAAAUACCCAACCAUGACUGAGCCCUUCACCUCCUGUUGUAUCGGCUCUGCUGGUCAUCGCACCACCACUCCCCCUCCUUCUCAAAUUCCUGACCCCCCACUCUCUGACGCCCCCUCUGGCCGCUCCUCUCUGGGCAGUAUCCUGUCCCCACAGACGUGGGGAGGGCUUUUGGGGGGGAAGCCUGAGUCCCUCACUAAGCUGAUCUCCGCAGGGACGCAGGACAGCGAGUGGGGCAGCCCGACUUCACUUCAGGGCCAACUGGGCAGCGUGAUGGUGUUCCACGACGCACUGCAGACCAAUCACGUCAAAGCCCUGUUCAGCGCAGGGCCGAAUUGUAUUUCCCCAUUUAAAAGCCAGGAGGCGGAGCUGGGAGAGCUUUCCUCUAAACUCCUCCUGCACUACUCUCCUAAGGCCUGCCGGAACCCCAUCUGUUUGGACCUGUCGCCCAACCUGCUGCAUGGCCGCCUAACAGGGAACAAAGUGGUCAACUGGGACAUUAAGGAUAUGAUCAACUGUGUCGGAGGGCUUCCUGUGCUUUUCCCCAUCUUGGAGCAGUUGACCCUGCUGACCCCCGACCCUGCUGACACCUCAGGGUCGGAGUUCAUCACCCCGGAGACUGCCACACCUGCUGAUGGAGACUGGGUCAUACUGCCUUCCAACAGAGCCUCAGAGGCCCGUUUGGAGAAGAACCUUGCAGCCACAUUCCUGUUGGUGGUAAAGCACUUUCUGCAGAGACACACGGUGAACCAGGAAACGCUGCUGCACUGCCAUGGAGCGGCUACGCUGGGGGCGCUGCUGCAGAAGCUGCCUGCGUGGCAGGUGGAUGUGAGUGUGUUAGUUGCGGUACAGUUGCUGAUUGAGCAGGUGACGUUUGAGAAGAACCCGCAUCUCUUGCAGCAGCUUCACACACACCUGCUGUUCAACUUCAACAUCUGGAACCAAGGAGACUUUCCCCUGCGCAUUGGUCACAUCCAGUACAUGUCCACCGUCAUCAAAGACAGCAGGAAGCAGUUCAGGAAGAGAUACGGAGUCCAGUUCCUGCUGGAUACAAUCCGCCUUUACUAUGGCAGUGGCAACAGAGAGGUGGAUCUGAGUGAGGACGACAUUCGCACCAUUAGAGCGUCUCUAUGUGGCCUUCUGAAGUAUUACAUCAGCAAAGGCACGACCCAGGAGGAGAUCCAAAGCAUUCUGGGAUACAUCGCUGCUAUUGGAGAUGAUGAGCAGCUGUGCAGUAUGUUGGAGCUGUUGCUGACGCUGCUCCAGACGAGUGCUGCGCGGGACCAGCUCUUCCUCCUGCUGUUUGAGCCUGGAGCGGCGGACUCUUGCUACGCCCUUCUGCUCAACCACAAACACACUGACCGCCUCCGCGAGCUCGUCUUCAAGGUGUUUGAGCGGAUGCUGAAGUGUGACCGUGUGUAUGAGAAGAGUAAGCAGCGGUUGAGGCUGAGGGAGGUGGGAUACUCUGGCCUUACACUCCUCUUCUCCGACCUCCAGAUCACCCCCAGUCUCGUCAAGUGCCUCAUUAACCAAGUGCUGCACACAGACACUGUGGUGAACUAUAAGGACCUGAUGGCUCUCGUGCAGCUGACCCAUCGGGCCGGGCCCAGCGUCCGCCUGCUCGUCUGUAAGAGGUUGUACUCUCUGCUCCAGUCUCAGUCAGAUGCAGCGCUGCAAAUUUCUCGUCAGCUGUGCUGGCAGGACACUCUGAUGCGCUUGUUGGUCCGGAGUCCCGGGACUGAGGGGAGCACGAGUUCGUGCCGGGCCGAUUCGGCCAGCCUGGGCAGCCUGGAGCUCGGCCGCAGCAGCGGGGGAAACAGGCUGGAGCCUCCGCUGGACCGGAGGACACUAUCGAGCAGCGAGGGGAAGCUGAAUGAUGAGAGAGACAGCGUUUCGGAUAGCAGGUCUAUAGACAGCCUGGACAACGGAGACAUGCUGUCCCUCACUGAGACACCAGGGGACGCUCCCUUUAAUUAUUAUGUAAAUAAAUCCCCCAAGGCUGGGAAAGCCGGGGCCUUGAGUUUGGACCUGUCCCAGAUGCACCUGUUCGAUCAGGGGGACAGCGGGAGUCAGACCCCCGGGAGCAUGCCCAGUACACCUUCACCGCUGGAGAACGCCAAGCCUUUCCCUGGAGCCGCAGCCGAGCGGGAAACAGCUUCUUCUGAUGACAACUUCCUGUUCAGUGACAACGUCUCUCUGGGAGAGUCCUUUAACAGCGCCGAGCGUGCGGAGGACGAGCUGUGGCGGAUACUGUUAGAGAUCGUGCUGUGUGUGAUGUGGCGCGGUGUCGGGGGUUCAGACGAUAACGCCUGGCUGGAGAGAGGGCAGGUGUUCUCUGCUCUGACCAAACUGGGCACUGCCAACGAACUGCUGCUGCCUGUUGACCACAUCAAGCUAAGUCUGUUAGAGCGAAUGUUAGAGUGGGCAGUGAAUGAUAACCGGGAGUCUACAACGGUCACUCUGCCCCAGCACACGGAGAAUGCUGUGCGUUUGCUGCACGUGGUGCAAGAUUUCCUUCAGGCUGAGGGUUUGGUGAACCCGGCGCUGUGGACAGAGAAGGUUCUUGAAGAAACGGUCACUCUGAUGGAUGGUCUGAUGGUGUGGUACACAUCCGGGUCACAGUGGCUGCAGCUCUCUCAGGUCGGACUCAGGCUGCUGCUCGGAUUCAUGGCGCAGCCCGACCCUCAGGUGUGUGCCAUGGCCACAGCUAAGCUGAAUGGGAUUCUGCAGACGAAGAGCAUAGACUCUCAGGAUGAAGCGUGUUUCCUGCUGGGCCGAGUGGAGGGCAUCCUCAGACGCUCCGUCAGCGAGCAGAAAGAAGAAACGUACUCGUUCCUCGUCCCUCUGCUGCGGACGCUUCUCUCCAAAGUGCAUAAACUCCUCUACAUGGAGCUCCACCUGCCCUCACUGCCCGACACCAACGGCAGCCCGUCUUUCUUCGAGGAUUUUCAGCUCUACUGCAACUCCCCCGAGUGGAGGGUCUACCUCGAUAAAUACAUAAUCCCGUACAUGAAGCAGUAUGAGAUCGAGACGUUCAGUCAGGGCCAUGAGAGCAUGGCUUUAUUCUGGAAGGACUGUUACGAAGCCUUCAUGAUCAACCUGCAUCGCAGAGAAAGAGAGAGGGGGGAGAGCAAGAUCCGCUUUCAGGAGCAGUUUGUGGAGCCGCUUUCCCGCCGCGGCCGACAGGAGAACCUGCGCUAUAACAGCAUGCUGAAACAGAUGCACACACAGAACAGCGCCAUCCUCAGGCAGUGGAAGGCAUCACGCAGGGGGCUCAUGUGUGAGAGAGGACCGUGGGUGGACAAGCAGCAGAAGGAAAUGUACUGGAAGUUGUCUAGUGCUGAGAAUUACUCUCGUAUGCGUCUGAAGCUGGUGAGGAACUAUAACUUUGACCCUCACAGAGAAGCCAGUGCUCUGCGGGACAACCUUGGUGUGCAGCACCAACAGAUAAACGCUGAGUCUUUGCUGUUGGAGGCAGUGAAGCAGGUGAAGGUCAGUGAUCUGGAGGAGGAAAUACUGGAUCUACUAGAAGAGGAACAGAGCGGGAGCACACAGGCGGAUGAUGAAGAUGCGAGUCAGAAGGAGAAGCUGGUGAUGUCAGAAGAUUGUGAGCUGGUCACUGUGGUGGACGUUUACCCCGGCCGUCUGGACAUCACCACACACCACAUCUACUUCUACGACAGCAGCACAGAAAAGGAAGAGGGUGUGGGGCAGGACUUUAAGUGGCCGCUGUCUCAGAUCAGAGAGAUUCACCUGCGCAGGUAUAACCUGCGGCGCUCUGCACUGGAGAUAUUCCUCAUAGACCAAACCAACUACUUCCUCAACUUUAAGAAGGAGGUGCGUAAUAAAGUGUACAGCCGGAUGCUGCUGCUUUGCUCUCUCUCUCUCCAUGGCACUCGCUCACCUCAGGAGCUGCUCAAAGCCUCCGGACUCACACAGAAAUGGGUGAACAGAGAGAUCUCUAACUUUGACUACCUGAUGCAGCUGAACACCAUCGCAGGGAGAACCUACAACGACCUGGCGCAGUACCCUGUGUUUCCCUGGAUCCUGUCUGAUUACAUCUCGGAGGAACUGGACCUGUCCGACCCACGGGUGUUCCGGGAUCUCUCCAAACCUGUAGCCGUCCUGAACGAAAAGAACGCCAAGGCAGUGAAAGAAAAGUAUGAUAGUUUUGAGGACCCUACAGGCACAAUAGACCGUUUCCACUACGGCACUCAUUACUCCAACGCCGCAGGAGUGAUGCACUACCUGAUCAGAGUGGAGCCCUUCACCUCGCUGCACAUACAGCUGCAGAGCGGCAGGUUUGAUUGUGCGGACAGACAGUUCCACUCCAUCCCCGCCACCUGGCAGACGCUGAUGGACAACCCCAAUGACGUUAAAGAGCUAAUACCAGAGUUCUUCUACUUCCCAGAGUUCCUUGAGAAUCAAAAUGCCUUUGACCUGGGUCGCCUGCAGAUAUCUAAAGAGCGUGUGAAUGAUGUGGUUUUGCCUAAAUGGGCCAAAUCUCCAGAGGAUUUCAUUUACAAGCAUCGCAAAGCCCUGGAAUCUGAGUAUGUUUCUGCGCAUCUGCACGAGUGGAUCGAUCUGAUCUUUGGUUAUAAGCAGAGAGGCCCAGCUGCUGUAGAGGCCCUCAACGUUUUUUAUUACUGCACAUAUGAAGGCGCUGUAGAUCUGGACGCCAUCACGGAUGAGAAGGAGAGGAAAGCUUUAGAGGGAAUGAUCAGCAACUUCGGCCAGACACCCUGCCAGCUGCUGAAGGAACCCCAUCCUGUGCGUCUGUCUCUGGAGGAGUUGGAGAAGAGGAAGUCUCGGCUGGAUUCCUGCCCCCUCAGCAUCUUUGAACACCUCACAGAACUCAAGUCGUUCUUUGUGGAGGGUAUCAGUGAUAACUGUGCCCUGGUAAAGGCUGUAGUUCCCAAGAACCAGUCCCACUCCUUCAUCUCCCAGGGCAGUCCGGAUACUCUGGUGACAGUGAGUCAGAAUUGUCUCAUAGGAACUCACGGCUGGCUGCCCUACGACAAAACCAUCUCCAACUACUUCACCUUCAUCAAAGACCCGACGGUGACCAGCCAGAAGACGCAGCGUUUUCUGGCCGGUCCUUUCUCUCCGGGAGUGGAGGUCUCGGCCAGGCUGUUUGUAGUUUCUCAUGAUGGAAAGCUCCUGUUUAGCGGAGGACACUGGGACAACAGCCUGAGAGUGACAUCACUGUUGAAGGGCAAAACUGUGGGACAGCACAUCCGCCACAUGGAUAUAAUAACUUGUCUGGCCACUGAUUACUGUGGGAUCCACCUGAUCUCGGGCUCCCGAGACACUACCUGCAUGGUGUGGCAGGUGCUGCAGCAGGGUGGAGCCCCAGUGGGUCUGAGCCCUAAGCCGCUACAGGUGCUGUAUGGACACACAGACGAGGUGGUCAGUGUGUGUAUCAGUACAGAGCUGGACAUGGCUGUUUCAGGAGCACGGGAUGGUACUGUGAUCAUACACACUGUGCGGAGAGGUCAGUACAUGCGCUCCUUGCGGCCCCCCUGUGAGAGCUCACUACCUGUGUCCAUCACACACCUGGCUGUGUCCUGGGAGGGGCAUGUGGUGGUGCACACCUGUGUGGAGGGAAAAGCCACACUGAAGGAUAAAAACGCGCUGCACCUGUACUCUGUGAAUGGGAAGCACCUGUGCAGUGACCCUCUGAAGGAGCAGGUGACAGACCUGUGUGUGUCGGGAGAGUACAUCGUCAUGGGCAGCGAGCAGGGCUUCCUGUCCAUCAGAGACUUAUACAGCCUGGCACUGUGCGUGUCUCCCAUGGCGAUGCGGGUGCCAAUCCGGUGUGUGUCGGUGACGAAGGAGCAGUCGCAUGUGCUGGUGGGGCUUCAGGACGGAAAACUGAUCGUGGUGGGGGUGGGGAAACCAGCGGAGAUGCGUUCUGGCCAGAUAACAAGGAAACUCUGGGGCUCCAGUAAACGCCUGACCCAGAUCUCGUCCGGAGAGACGGAGUACCCCACCCAAGAGCACCUUUGACCCUUGUCCCCUAGGCCCUACCCUCACUGCCCUUUCAAUCAUCACCAUCUCCCAAUCAGGGUGAAGCAGCAUGUGUGAUUGGAUGAGGCUCUCCUCUGCCUGCUGUCUGAGAAAGAAAGAAAAAGGACGCAGUGGUUUCUUGUCGUUAAAGAAACAGUUCAGCCAAAAAUGGAGUUUACAUGUUUUUCCUCCCUCUUUAGCCCGGAUUAGUCCAUCAGCCCACAUACAAAGACUCAUCUGGUGUCUGAAGUUCAGUUCUUUAGUUUUGCACUGGAGCUGCAGGGCUAAUGGCACUAACAUGUAACGGAAGCUGGUAACUGCAUCGGGUUGUUAGGGAAUCUCAAAUAGACGUAUUUGUGUGGUUUAUAGGACAGAGGUGCUCAAUCCCUGUCUUGGAGAUCCUGGAGAGUUCAGAUCCAACACAUCUGACAGGCUUCAUUACCUGGAUCAGGUGUGAUCGAUUAGGGUUGGAGCUAAAACAAAAUUGAGCACCGUUACUUGUUAGUCUUGUAGCUUCUGUGCAAAACUAAACAAGCAAACUCCACUGAACAUGGUUGACCACGUUUGGUGCAAAGGGAACCAUAUAAACUUCAUUUUGGACUGUCGCUUUAAGUGUAGGUGAGAUUAUCCUCUGUUUAAGUUUUUAUACAUGUUAAGUCUUAUUGUGUGUGUUUUGACCAGUGGUUGGUCCAGUGCGGGCGCUGUUGUCCAGCUACAUGUGUCAGAUUCUAAGACUUUACUACAUCCUUACAUCUAUUGCCUCAACGCUUGACCCCUUGAUGUCACUCGUUGACCCCCUCUCUCCCUUCUCCACUCAGCCACUCACUCCACAGAUCCAUCAUUAAAGCGAUAGUUUGAUGAAAAAUGACGUGCACCCCAUGCAAAUGUAGUUCAUCAGCUUGGACUGAAGUUUGCUUCUUUAGUUUUGCAGUGGAGCUGCAGGGCGACGGAGCAACAGGGGGGCAGUUUUUUGGACUGCUUUAUGCAAAUCAAUUAUUAAGUGGUGCAGUGACUCUAAACUUUAGGUUUAUAUUAUAAAUAAAAUGGUGAUACAUAUCGCUGUAGGUAAAAAAAAAAAAACCUGUGUCUCCAAAUUUGUAACUUUACAGCGGAAAAAACCGUGUACCUCCGUUUAUCCAUGUACAUCCAAUUAUCCUUUGCAUAGUAUUCAGUAUUCAUGAUGAACAGACCAACAGAAAUGGUUCAAAACUACUUGCUAAAAGAUCUUGUAACAUUAACUUCCAUCACAAGUUAAGAAUGUUUUUCCAUCUCCAGUAAAGUUACACGUUUUGUUCUGACAGCGAUAAUACAGAUUUUAGAUACAUAUAUUUUUACAUUUUCUGGUCAGAAUGUGGACCCUGUACAUGACAUGAGGAGUGGCCUUAAACGCCCCCCCGAGUGACAAACACAGAUAUUUCACACAUAUUUUAAGAAAAUUGUCAUACAGUGUCAGAAACCACAACGAGUUUAUCUGAGAUUUAAUGACUCAGUUUGAAUGAUGCUAAUUGGAGGGAUUUGAUCUUCCAGUAUUUGUUAGCAUUGCAGCUCCAGUGCAGAACAAAAAGGGCAUAUUUGGACAAACAUGUCUAAGCUGAUUCACCACGUUUGGGGUAACGGGGGAAACCAUGCACAUUUAAUUUUCACCAAGCUGUCGUUUAACACCACUGCGCACUAGUCACUACAGGAUCGGAGAGAGUGGGCAUGUGUUUCAAAUAUUCCAUCGCUUUAAUUUUCAGAGGCCUUCUUGUUUCUUUAGCCUUUCAUUUCUACACACGCAGAGAAAUGCAGAUUUUAUACUAUUCACAGAGAGAGACUCCGAAAUGCAGCAUUUACAGCAGCUCAAACUUUGACCAAGGCAGUGAGGAGCACACUGAGGCUAAAACAGUGUGUGUUUGUGUGUGUGUGCACGUUUUUGACUAACUGUUGAAUGUGUUUUUGAUUAUUACUUGAAUUCUAGAUUAUUUAUUUAAAUGAAGAUUAAUCGCUGAUUUUUAAUAUUGUGGAUAUGAUCACAGCCGCAGCGCUCGGUGUAGUUCUCUUCUGUUUGUAAAGCUUUGGGGAAACACUACAGCUCAUAUCAGAGGGGGAGGUUUUGAAGGGCUUCAUUAGUGCUAACUGUAAGCAAUAUAAUCCCCCUGCUAGCCACAAAUGCUAAUGGUACAUUCCACUUUCUAAUGCAGUGACUGACCAGUACCCUCCAGUCUUCCUGUGUUUUUGAAUAGGGAUCACACUACAGGGGCGGGAAUUCUGCCGCAAGGCAGGAAAACUACAAUGGCCAUCACAUCCAUACACUGACUGGCGAAAGUUUGGGGACGCUUAGCUUUUCAUUAGUGUAUCGUUUAUAGCGGAUUACCUGUGAUAUUGGUCUCACGCAACAACAUCGUGUUCAGUGCUAUUGAACACAUUGAAUAACAGUAUUAGCAUUAUAUCCAUGGUCACAUUCAGUUUCACAGUCCUGUUCCUGAAGCCACGGCGCUUCUCUUUGAUGCAGCGUUAAGAGAAUAAAAAAAAAAAAUACAAUUCAUAAAUAAAAAAAAUAAAAUAAAAUAACAAUCCAGUCAAAACAAGCUGUCAGAUUUGCUGUCAGUUCCACUCAGCACUACUUUAAUGGUUUUAUGAGCAUAUUUUCAUUAUUUGUUUACAAUAAUUUAUCAUAUUAAAGCUUAAGGAGAUUUAUUUACAGCCUAUUUAUCCCCUUGUUGUGAUGUCAGCGCUCCAAACUUUCAGGCGUUUAAACCACCGUUUGAAUUAAACACAUUUCGAUAUGUGAUUUUUACAAUAGUUUGGCUAAAAUAACUUCUAUUUAGAUAAAAUCUGCUCUUUAUACCAAAGAAUGUUGAAGAUAAUUAUAACCAAAUCGAUUAAUUUAUUUUAAGGCUAACUAAGCUAAAUUUGUGACUGUUUUCUAGCUAAUGCUAAAGCAUCGGCUUUGAAGCCCUGAAGGACAGAAUAUCUUUUAUUCGGAAAAAGCUACAAAGUAAUCAGGUCCAGAAAAUAUCAGUUAAGGCUGUGAUCAAAGACGCGACUUUUCUAGCUAAUGCUGAAGCUUUAGCUUUGACCCUCUGAAGGACAGCAUGUACAGAUCGCUGUUUUAUGCCAGUGAAACCUUUGCAGUUAAUUGUUUGUACUUAAGUGAAAAGUAACAUUUCCCCCCAGCACUAAUUUUUUAUUAUGGCUUUAUAGAAAUUACCAUAUUUUCUUUGUCUGGAGUUUUUAAACACUGUGUCCACUCACUGUCCACUCUAUUAGAUACUCCUACCUUGUCAGUCCACCUUGUAGAUGUAAAGUCAGAGACGAUAGCUCAUCUGCUGCUGCACAGUGUGUGUUGGUCAUCCUCUAGUCCUUCAUCAGUGGUCACAUGACGCUGCUGGCUGGAUGUUCUUGGUUGGUGGCCUAUUCUCAGUCCAGCAGUGACACUGAGCUGUUUUAAAAACCUCAGCAGCUCAAUGCAAAUGGACAGUGAGUGUGGAAACAAGGUGGUUUUAAUGUUGAUUAAUGUAUCAUAUUAAACAGGGUUAUUUAACAAGGAAAACAGUGUCACAUGUAAAUAUCAGGGACAAUAUCAGUGACAGAGCUACUCACAGCAUGAUGCCAGACUCUUUGUCAUGAUUUAAACCAUUAUUGUCAUUAUUUAGGUUGACUCCACUCUUCAUACCAAAAAAGACCUUCUGAAGAACAUGAAGCUGAGUGCUGAAGAUGAACAUACCCAAAGGAUUAUAUUUAGGGCUAAGGACUAGCUAAUGCUAAUGCUAAAGCCUCAGCUUGGAAGCUCUCACAGUCCUUUUCCACUGCCAUUCGAGGAUCAGUUAAGGCUCCUCUCUAAGAUGUGUUCGUAACUGUUUUCUAGCUGAAGCUCCACCCUCGAGCCUCUCGAGCACAGCGUGAAUAAAGAGCUGCUUUGCCGAAACUUUGCCAAUUUAUUUUUUUUCCAUACUUAAGUGAAAAGUAACAUUUAGACUGUUUUAAUUUCGUAAGAAAGUGACGUGUCCUCAAACUUGAUCAGGCGGUGUGUGAUGUGGGCUGUUGUUGGUAACUCGCUCCCCUUUUUCUUCUAGUUUUAAGCCAUUCGCCGUUUACUAUGCAGAGAAACUCCUCGGCCUUCAGAACUGUUACUGAUAGGAGUUUGAAUUCCUGCUCUUCCAUAUGCAGUUUAUCUUUUUGAACCGUCUGAAGGUGUGUGUGUGUGUGUGUGUGUGUGUGUAAAUCAUGGGAUCAUGAAUGUGUGUCUGCUAAGCAGAAAUGACUUUUCUGUUUGGAUUGUGUUUCUUUAUUUUCUUUCGCGCCAUCUGAGUGAAGGCUUUUCAGUGAUUUGCUGAGGAAUUGAGCUUUAUCGUUCUUAGUCGUGUUGGAUUUGUUCUUCACCGAUAUCAAGCUAAUCCUUAAUGAUGCCAAAUUCUCGAUCAGGACUGAUGUGUGCUUCCUGUGCUGUAGGUAAACAUGGUGCUUACUUUGGGUCACGAUGUAAAGAGAAAGCCAGAGGGAUUAGGGCUGGGUAUGCUGUGGAGAUGUUAUUGUUGUUGUUUUUAUCAUUGUUUUUUUUACUGUCUUAAAGUGCUCGCUAUCCCUGCCUUUGGAUUAUAUGAAAUACUAAGAGACCAGUAUAAACGUUUAGACACUUUUUGUCAGCCCAUUAUUUAGGAUGCCUUUAGGAAUGUUGCCCCGCCCCCCUCUGCUAGAGAACUUCCAAACGCUUGUUUGUUUAUUUGUUAGUUUUUUUUCUCCCUCAAAAAUCCUCUAAAGACAGAAAUGGAGUGCCUUUUUUAAUUCCCACACUUCCUCGCAUGACUAGGUUGUUCAGACCGUAGUAGGAUUUUGACCCUUCUCCUCCGGACAGCAGCAUUCCACAGAGCAAGACUGUAUGGGAACCAAAAAUCGAGGAAAAAUGAACACAACAAAUCAAAAUCAAACCAUAUCAGACCUGUGACUUAGCUGCUUUAACUCUGUCACCAAUGGUUGUGUGUGUGUGUAUAUCUGUGCUUAUUUAUAAAUACAGUAUAAAAUGUACAGCAUGAUUUUUAUUUCUGUCUGAAUUGUAUUUUUUUGCACUUUCCAGGUACGACAAAUUGUAAGAGAUUGUUUUAAAUGUCUUCUUGAUCUGUACAGACAAACUGCUUUGUAUACACACUUGGAAAAUGAUCAUUAAAGUUGUGUUGGAAAUCA